Molecule: messenger RNA, 1472 nt
Organism: Helianthus annuus (common sunflower)
Lineage: Eukaryota; Viridiplantae; Streptophyta; Magnoliopsida; Asterales; Asteraceae
Product: putative F-box protein At1g32420
Exons: 1
Coding region: 45-1223 (392 amino acids)
Molecular function (GO): protein binding
Source: RefSeq, a predicted model, not a curated record
AGUCCCCUUAGCGUUGCCCUGCAAAAUCUCUACUUCUCCAGACAAUGGAAACCCUAGAUGAAGCAGAGCAAUCGAUGACAGCAUACAAGAAAGCAAAUAUUUCAAUCCCAACCGAAAUCAUCGAAGAUAUCUUCUCCAGAGUCCCCGUCAAAUCCAUUCUCCGAUUCAGGUCCCUCUCUAAACCAUGGCUCUCGCGCCUCUCCUCUCCAUCAUUCAUCAAACUUCGCCCCCACCGCACCGCCUUUUUCAUUUCCGCUUACGAUAAAUCCACUCGCAAACGACACUUUCUUUCCGCCUCCUAUGACGGUGGCCCCGUCACUCAUGUUAUGACACUGAACGACGUUGGUUAUGCUGAUAUAACAGAAGCCCAACAUUUGAACGGGUUGGUAUGUUUUGCUUGUGUCAAACGGCGUUCCAGAUACUAUGACGCUCAAGUUUUCGUUGUUAACCCUAGCACACACAAGGUUUUUAAACUCCCUCAACUAGAUUCGGAUUUUUCCAAGUACCCUUUACAAAAGGGGUGUUACUUAUUUGGGUUUGAUGAGACUAAAAACGAACAUAAGGUUUUAAUCAUUAGGAAGUCUUCUCAUAUAAUGGAGAUUAUGAUUUACUCUAUGUUAAACUAUUCAUGGAGAAAGAUCUAUUUAGAGCCUCCUGUUGGUUUUGAAUUUUGGGAGAGUUUGGCCUUUGAAAACGACUAUGACUUCUACGACAUUGCUUGUGUGAAUAGUGUAGUGCAUCUAAUGCUUAUAGAUACACAUGACAUUUUGGGGUUUGACUUGAGAACAGAGAAGUUUACGAUAAUUAACACUCCUCAAGGUGUGAAGCCCCAUGAAUUUGAUGAUUACGUUAACGUACCUUUCAUGAUAAAAGUCAAUGGCUGUAUAGGAGUUGUUUGUCAUGAUCUUGUGUUGGAAAACAAUGAAAUCCAUAUCUGGACAUUACAAGACUAUGAAAAUCGUGUUUGGGUCAAAGAAACCAUUACGUUUCCCAAGUCUUUUAUCGAACUAGGCGAGCCUUUACCUAUAGAGUCUGUUAAUAUGGAUGAAGUUAUCUUUUCCAGGUUCAAGUUUUCUCCGAAUAUUGAAAAGAGUGUAUCUAUCUAUAACAAGAAGAGCAAAUGUUUUAAAGAUUUGCCAUUCACUCUGGGUCAUCAAAUUCCAUUGUCAACCACCGUGGAAGUCAAACAAAUCGGGUAUUAUGUUGAGAGCAUGGUGCCUUAAUAGACGAGCACGACAAGGCUUGAUGAUUCUGUGGAAGUUCUUCCAUGAGCGUAUGCUUCAAUAGUUUGUUUCUAGUAGUUGGUUUCUAUAUCUUACUUGGCAAUUCAGGUUUGCAUUUUGUUGGUAUCUCUUUGAUGUAUGCUCUUAUGAAGCUAAAAUAGUGUUUUUAGUUUUAACCUACCUACACCUUUGGAUAUUGUGUUCCCUAAACAAGUUUUGCUAAAUCAUAAACCGAACCGUUUUAAAUUA